This is a messenger RNA of Nyctereutes procyonoides (raccoon dog), 3899 nucleotides long. It is a transcript of the gene LMO3, whose product is annotated as LIM domain only 3. NCBI's taxonomy places the organism in Eukaryota, Metazoa, Chordata, Mammalia, Carnivora, Canidae. Gene Ontology annotation, cellular component: nucleus. Gene Ontology annotation, biological process: positive regulation of transcription by RNA polymerase II. The transcript has 4 exons. Bases 485 to 922 code for a protein of 145 amino acids. The record is from RefSeq and is a predicted model, not a curated record. Gene Ontology annotation, molecular function: transcription coactivator activity; DNA-binding transcription factor binding.
GGUGGGGGCGAGAGGUAAAUAGUCUUAAAUCGGAAGGGAGCUGCUUCUCUGUGGUCUUGACAAGCGCUGCCUGGGCUCCGCCGGCUCAGUAAUAACUGAGUGACCUUUUCUUUGGCUGUAUUAUGUCUGGCUGGGAAGGGAUUGCAUUUUGCAGCUGAGAGCCGCGGCUUCCUUCAGCUCGGCUCCUCGCGUGCUGCUGGGGUAAGUUGUCUUGAGCCAGGACGGAGAGAGACAGCCUCGGACUGCAGUUGCCUAAAAGGAGGACACCUGUGGCUCAGAUGCGGUCAACACCAUUACUUGGCGGAUCCUUGAGGACCUCAUUAUUUUAAACUUAAAAAAAAAAAAAUAGAGAUUCCCUCCCCCUCUUUUUUUUUUUUUCAAACAAUGCUUCUUUUUGACCUUUCCCAAGGAGAAGCACUACAAAGCAGCCACUGUGCUUUCUGAACCGCCUCCCCCUGUAUCGCUUAAUUGAGAAGGUAUACAAAUGCUCUCAGUCCAGCCAGACACCAAGCCGAAAGGUUGUGCUGGCUGCAACCGAAAGAUCAAGGACCGGUAUCUUCUAAAGGCACUGGACAAAUACUGGCAUGAAGACUGCCUGAAGUGUGCCUGCUGUGACUGUCGUUUGGGAGAGGUGGGCUCCACCCUGUACACUAAAGCUAAUCUUAUCCUUUGUCGCAGAGACUAUCUGAGGCUUUUCGGUGUAACGGGAAACUGUGCCGCCUGUAGUAAGCUCAUCCCUGCCUUUGAGAUGGUGAUGCGCGCCAAGGACAAUGUUUACCACCUGGACUGCUUUGCAUGUCAACUUUGUAAUCAAAGAUUUUGUGUUGGAGACAAAUUUUUCCUAAAGAAUAACAUGAUCCUCUGCCAGACGGACUACGAAGAAGGUUUAAUGAAAGAAGGUUAUGCACCCCAGGUCCGCUGAUUUAUCAACAUCACCCCAUUAAGAAUACAAAGCACUACAUUCUUUUAUCUUUUUUGCUCCACAUGUAUAUAAGAAUUGACACAGGAACCGACUGAAUAGCGUAGAUAUAGGAAAGCAGGAUGGUUAUAUGGAAUAAAAGGCGGACUGCAUCUGUAUGUAGUGAAAUUGCCCCAGUUCAGAGUUGAAUGUUUAUUAUUAAAAAAAAAAGUAAUGUACAUAUUGCUGGAUUUUUUUGCUUGCUAUUCGUUUUUGUGUCACUUGGCAUGAGAUGUUUAUUUUCGACUAUUGUAUAUAAUGUAUUGUAAUAUUUGAAGCACAAAUGUAAUACAGUUUUAUUGUGUUACCAUUUGUGUUCUGUUUGCUUCUUUGUAUUGUUGCAUUUAGUACAAUCAGUGUUUAAACUUACUGUAUAUUUAUGCUUUCUGUAUCUACCAGCUAUUUUAAAUGAGCUGUAACUUUCUAGUAAAGAAUUGAAGAGCAAAUCUCACUAAUGAUACACAUAUAGAUAAAGCAAGUCUAUCAACAUUAAAAUACUAAAAAAAAAAAAAAUGAAGACACACACAAAGCAUUUUAGCAACAUCCACUAUUAUUGCCACUAUGAUUUAGAGUCUAUCAGUGUUCUCAUUAUAACCCCCGAUUUUCAGGGGGUUAAAGAUCAGCUUUAAAAAAUGCAUAAAAAUUUCAUCUUAAAGCACUUUCAUUUUAUACCAACGUGAAAAGUGCCAUUUUUAGAAUAACUUUAAAGCUUAGCAGUUAUCCUUUUAAUAUCCUUUGUGUGUGUGUGUGUGUGUGCUCUUUACCUACACAAUGGCUUUGUUUUAUUGUUUUUUUUUUUUCCCAGCCAUUUACCCCUUAUGUAAACUAGUGCCUUUGGGUAUCAUGUAAAAUUUUUCCAAAGGGUUACUUUAGACAAAUGUUACCACAAUUAUGAGAUAAUUUUAAAACGAUAAACUUCUUGUACAAAUUUUGCCCAGAUUUCUCCCUAAGAGCUAAGGGUUUAAUAACUUUAUGGCUUGAUAAAUUUCUGGCACUGAAAGGAUUUGAGUGCAAAUCUACUGAAAUUAUGAUAAUGCACACUGAAGCUAUGAUGAUAUUUGAGUAGUGAGCUUACUUUUGAUCAGAGCAACAUAGUUCUCACAGAAUCUUCUAGAAGAAAAGAAACAAAGGGAUUGUCAAAGAGCUGAGAACUGGUAAUUAUAUAUUUUUCUGUAUUUACCUGACACUUAUUUUAAUGUUCAAAAGUGAAGACUUUAAAAGUUUGACGUGUCUUACUCUUACUGCCUUCUUUAAGUAGUUACCAUCUCAGAAUAUAUCACACUUAAGGCUGAAAUCUGUCAUUCCAUUUUUUCAAGGGUGAAAAAUUAUUCCCUUACCAACAUGAUAGAUGAAAAAGAAGAAAGUCUUCUAGAAACAAAUUAUGGAGACUGUUAUUUCAAUUACAAUUAAGGAAAUAAAAGUAAGACUAUGAUCCCUUCUUCUUCUGGGUUGCUCACACUUUGCUUCUUUGCUUCUGCUCCCUCUAAUAGAACUACUUUUCAACAAAUCUAAUUCGACACAGGCACAGUGAAGCAUAUUUUUGCUAGAGCAAAUUUAGUGCUGUGGGAUUUCUUUUUUAUUUUUUGUUUUUUUUUUGUUUUUGGAUCACUUGUAUAGGAAACAAUAUUUCCCUGUGUUAUUUGCAUACAUAUUUUGUCCUGCCAAUAUAUGCAUUGCAGAUGAAAAUUAAAUAUGAUACCUGAAUUCUUGGUUUGGGGCCAAAAUAUUAAACAAAAUAAUGCUGGUGUGGAUUUGAGUUGUUUUAAAACAAAGCUUUAUUAUGGACAUGCAUGUGAAUCUGGAUGUUGCUUCUCAUUUUUACGAAAUGGUUCUGUGAAAAGUGAAUGAUACGUAUUUUUACAAAUACUUCACGGUUAAGAAUGUUCAAGUCACAUGUCCCCCAGAUUUGAGACAUACCGAAGAAAAGAAUUUCAAAAAUAGCUAUUUGGGGCCCAUAAAAUAAUUAUUAUUUUAGCCUUAGAGUCUUACAUUUGUUUCAUGAUAAGACUUGCAUAGCCAAAAACAAAACCAAAACCAAACAAAAGGUGGGGGGAUAGGGUGUGUGGGGGGGAUAAGUGAAAAGUGGUUUUCUUAAGCAGCCCUUUGAGUCCCCAUUAGGAAGUGUCUGAAAUUAUCGUGGAUGUGAAAUUGUAAUUGCCAGUAUCUUUCUCAAAUGAUCUUUGUUAGAUUUAAAUGGUUUGCAUAUGUUUAUCAAUAUGUUAAAAUACUUGUAAAUUGGGAACAAACUUCUCUUAGCUUCUGGAAGCUGUUCAAUUAGCAUUGCUGCCCAAAAACCAAACAAGUUUUUAUUGCCUUUUCUUUUCCCAAAUCCUUCGGGAAUUAAUUCUUAUGCUUUUUACUCCAAACAAAAUUACUCACCUGGAUUGAAGAUUAAGGCCUUAAUCUCUUUAGAUUAUCUCUAAUCUCCAUGAAAUUGUGCAACCAGAGAGAAAUGGGUUAUUUUAUAGCUAAUUGCCCAUAAAUAGUAGCAUUUUUGACCUGAAGUACUAAGCUAAUUGUCUUGACUACGCAAAGUCCCCGAAUUGUUGUCAACUUUCCCCUUUGUGUUGUGUAGCCCUGACGCCACCUAGCUUGUUGCCGGAUGCCUCCAGUAGGACACCUCUAAAGGAGCUCUGAUUUCUCAAGCAGUGAAAGCUCCCUUCCUAACAUGCAUCUCAGAGAGGCUGCCUACGAUGAGGGACCAGGCACCUCCACUCCUCUAGAGUGCUGGCUGAGUUUAAAAGCUGACCAGUGUUUGUAAUUUCACUUUCAUCUUGCUUAAUAAAUAUCUGCUGGAUUCUUUCAUUCAUUCAUUUUUUAUAUUUGGAUUUAUGUUUUUAAUAAAAGGGUAUUUACUCUUUGAUUGCGCUUAAUUGGCAAAAUCUAAGAUGAUAUCUAGAAAGUGUACAUGGAGUCCUCUUGAAAAAAGGAUAAAAAUGUG